UCUCUCCAGUACACUAUCUUAACGAGAAACUGCUUGGAAAGCUGCACGUUGGGACAGGUUUCUGUUUUUAGAGAUUUCAAGUUGCACACAGGAAGAGACACUGACACAGCAUCUCUUUGGAACAGCCUUCUUUUGUCCAUUACCUUCUACAUACAAACUACACAGCAUUAAUUCCUCCCAUCAUGUCCAACCAGUCGACCCAGUCUUACCCUCAGGAUGCCUACAAGGCUCUGAUAAGAGGUGUUCAGGAGGUGGACCUUCAGCAUUCCAGUGUUCCUUGUAACUUGGUGCUGACAGGAGAUGCCUUUCCUGUAGUGAUCAACAGCCAGGGUCACAUCCUCAUGGCUGCUUCUGUGUACGGCCGAGGAAGAAUCGUGGUCCUGAGCCACGAGACCUACCUGACCCUCUGCCCUGCCCUGGUAGACAAUGCUCUGACCUGGCUGGGAGGAGGGAAGUCUGCCAACCUGUCUUUAGGUGUACCCAAAACAAUGAAAGAAGUUGUUGAUAACCUCAACAAAUCCACCUACCAAGUCAGUCUUGUUGAGGAAUUUAGAGCAGAUCUGGGUGUCGGCGUGUAUGUAACUGAUGCGUACCAAGUGGGUCCAAAGGCAAAAGAGUUGAUAGUCUUCAUGAAAGCAGGGGGAGGGUUGCUGAUUGGUGGACAAGCUUGGUGGUGGGCUUCACAGAAUGAGAAUAAAAAUCUAAUCCUUGAGUUUCCAGGGAAUAAAGUUACUGGAGUAGCAGGAAUCUACUUCACUGCUCAGUACGGAAAGGCAGAAAAAGUUUCCAUUCACCCAGAGGUCCCAAACUCCUGUAAAGCUGUAGAUUGUGCGAUGGAUUUCAAAAAAGAUCUGGAGUUCUUGCUGAAAGGGAUUUCAGAUUUUGACAUUAAAGGAGAUGGACUUCCCUCUGCAGCUUUGGUCCAUGGCCCUCUUGCUUUUCCCAUCGGUACCACAGAUAAAGGAAAGGUGUUCCUGGCAGGAACCUACUAUGGUCAGGGACGGAUCAUUGUGGUGACACAUGAGUCAUUUCUGCAAUACGAGAAACUGGCAUCAUUUUGGAAGAAUGCAUUAAACUGGCUGGACCAAGGCAGAAAAGGAGUGGUUGGAUUUGAGCCACACAUCAAACCUUUAUCCAACUUAGGGUUGACAUGUAAGAAGACCAACUUCAGCACAGAGCUGAGUGUGUUUGUGUGCACAGCAUACACUGACAUGGAUGCUGAGAUGAUCCAAAACUUUGUGGUUGAGGGAGGAGGCCUGCUGAUUGGUGGACAUGCCUGGUACUGGGCAUCGACACACAUUGGCCAGAACCCCAUGCAAGACUUCUCAGGAAACAAAAUCUUGAGCAAAAUGGGCUUGGGCUUAUUAACAGAAACUGCAGAAAUUGAAGAUGUCUACAAAGCUCCUGAUCCAAGCCAAGUCAACAAGCUCCAUUUCCGUCAUCUCCUGCAUCGAUUUGCUUGUCAUGCUCUAGAGGGUAUAAAACUCACCAAGGAAGAAGAAGAGAACCUAAAGAAACUGGGAUCAGAGAGUGCCUCCUUCUUGAGGAUAGAGGCUUAUAACUGGGUCUCCUACAUACAAAUUCUGUCCCUUCUGACUGACAUCUUAAAGAAAGUGGGCAUCCAACAGGCGAGUGAGCAGAACCCUGUGAAGAGUCCCAAAGAGCAUGCAGUCCUCAGUCUGGCAACCAGUGUGUACGAUGCUUCCCUAAACCAGAAGGAGCUUCUGCCCUACAUCAUAAAGGAUAACCCGCCACUACCUGUGGUCAAGAACCAACAAAUCAUGAUCACUGCACAAACAGGAGAACAUGAGGAGUGGAUCAGUACAGGCCUGUAUCUUUCUCCUGGCAUGAAGACAGAAAUGAUCUUACCACCAAAGUUUGUGAACAGGAGAUGGAGGAUCCAAAUAGGCUGCCAAAGUGAUGUGCUGCAUAAAGAGGAGUUAUGGAGAGCUCCAUAUGUUAUCAAGAGUUUCCCUAUUACAUCAGAGAGAAUGCAGGUGUGGAACUUGUGGGGAGGACUCAUCUACCUGCUGGCUCCACGUGACGUGAAGGUGGAGAACGAAAAGAUUGUGGUUCAGGAGGCGAUCACUGCUCCUUAUUACAAGUCUGGUGUAACUAAAGAAGCUGAUUGGUCCUCUCUGCGCAAAGCUCCAGCACCCUGGGCAGAAAUGGAGUUUGAGAACAUCAUCCUCACUGUACCGUCACACAUCAUUCGUGACCUGGAGAAUGCUCUGGAGGUGGAAAAACUCUGGAAUGCCAUCAUGAAGGGUGUUGCGGAUCUGGCCGUCAUUCCACAAAAAUUCAUCCGCAAAGAACGCAUCGUGGCUGAUGUGCAGAUUUCUGCAGGUUGGAUGCAUUCAGGCUAUCCCAUCAUGAUGCACUCAUCCAUAGGAGCUGAGCUGUUCAACCCACAAGAUGCCCGGACCAAAGGUCUGUGGGGAGAAAUUCAUGAACUGGGGCACAACCAACAGAGGAGCCCCUGGGAGUUUCCACCACACACUACAGAGGCCACGUGCAACCUGUGGUCAGUGUAUGUGCAUGAGGAGAUGCUGGGACUUGACAGAACAAAGGCUCAUCCCUCCAUAACUGCAGCCAGUCGGAAGAGCUCUGUAGAGGAAUACGUUAAAGGAGGCAAGAAGCUCAGCGACUGGAAGGUUUGGACCGCCCUGGAGACAUACCUGCAGCUCCAGGAAAAGUUUGGCUGGGACGCUUUUAAGAAGGUGUUUGCUGCCUACCAUGACAUGACCAACCAUCCCAAUGACAACGAAGGGAAGAUGAACCUGUAUGCUGAGACUUUCUCCAGAGCUGUGAACAGGAACCUGACUGGAUUCUUCAAAGCCUGGGGAUGGCCCAUCCAAAAAGCCACUGAGGAGGAACUCUCCAACCUGCCUCUCUGGACCGAUCACCCAAUGGCCUAACAUGAUCUCUUAUAACUAAAACUCCCACUGGGUCGAGUUUAAACUGUAACCUGGUUUAAUUGAUAAUGACAGCUGUAGUUUGUCUUUUAUUCCCAGUAUAAUGCUAUAAUUAUUGAAUGAUUACUGAAAUUAAUCAUGAUGAUCAAGGAAUGAUUUUUGGGGUGAUUGAUUUUAAAGACGAUAUUAACAAUGAGAUGUGAUGUUUUGUUGGAGAAAGAGGAAACAUUAGAGAAGAAUUAGCAUAAAGAAAAGAAGCUAAUUGAAGCAUUAUGAAAUGCAGUUAAUGAUUCAGUUUGUGAACAUGUUGGCAAAUGACUCAUGAAAAACAGCAUAAAAAAAUAUCACUGUUUAUUAUCUUUUGUUGUACUCGUAUAUCGCAAUUCUAAUUUCUUUAAGUAAUUACUGUUCUCUCUGACAGUACAUUUAAUCACUCAUUGGUUCCUUUAUGUUUUCCGGUUCUGACUUGUAAUGUCUUAAUGGUUGUUUUUCAUAACUGUACUGCUAACCACAAUAAAGUUUUCUUUUCUAUUUUCCA
Xiphophorus maculatus (southern platyfish) is the source of this 3453-nucleotide messenger RNA. RefSeq names its product TRPM8 channel-associated factor homolog. Lineage: Eukaryota; Metazoa; Chordata; Actinopteri; Cyprinodontiformes; Poeciliidae. The record is from RefSeq and is a predicted model, not a curated record. The transcript is spliced from 12 exons. Bases 183 to 2918 code for a protein of 911 amino acids.